Molecule: messenger RNA, 1712 nt
Organism: Punica granatum (pomegranate)
Lineage: Eukaryota; Viridiplantae; Streptophyta; Magnoliopsida; Myrtales; Lythraceae
Source: RefSeq, a predicted model, not a curated record
UAUUCUUCUUCCCCUCUCUUGUUCUGCACUGGUCUAUUUGGAAACCAAGUCUUAUCCAACCCAUACUAUCCAUAUUCAUCUCCCUAGGAGGAAAACGGUCGAUACAAAUCGGCGAAAAUUUCAUUCAGCACCCUCCGACCCUCCUCGACCUGCAUUAAAAGCUGGACUGCAUUAUAUGCGAGACCAAUUCCAUCAUGGUUGGAAAUUAAUUAUGCCAAAACUUAGUAAAUGUUUUUGCUGAUGUGGCAUACAUUGGAAAAUAUAUGGACCUCCAAAAAUUCAGAAGAUUCUGAAAUCAGAAGAGGGAUGCUCUGAGCCAAUACAUUCAACAAUUUCAGAAGCAGCAAAAGAAUCUUCCUAGUUUGUACCGGUCCCCAGUUCCUGUUAUCCGUCGGCUCUCCUCCUCUCUGUCUGUUUGCCAUUAAUGAAGCAGCAGCAGCCACUUCCUCAUGGCUCCAGGCAACCCGAGGCAGAGGAAGUAGGAGGAGGAGGAGAGUUUAACCCGAGGGAAUGGGCUCUGAGGGCGAGGACGAUAAGCCGGGAUAACACCAUAUCAAGAAGGUUCUCAGCUUCAAACAUCAGUAGGUUCAGGGAAGACGACAGGUCUUUCAGGUCUAACUUCACCAUUUCGAGCACGGCUUCUUCUCCUGGCUAUCUUCUCACAGAUGAAAUUGACCCGUCGACAUACUCAUUCACUACUGCUCUUAAAGCGCUGCAGGCAAGAACCGGAUGCGUGUGGGAGUGUUUGUCGCCGGAAGGAUUUGCUCUGAGCUCGAAGUGGAACGAGGCAGAAAAGUACAUCUGCAACCCACUGUCAGGAGAGUUCCCAACGGAUUGCCUCUCUGCAAAGACCCUCAGUGGAAGGUCCCUCCAUAACCUCACCAGCAGGAUCACAAUGUCUGCCCCUCUCAUUUACCCUUCUCAUCUAUCAACGACGCACUCCCUUACAAUGCCCGCUUCUCCCCCUCCCACUGUCCCAGGAAAGAAGUUGGGGGUCAUAAUGACUAGGGAUGUGGGGAUUCAAAGCACACCCGGCGAGUUCAGCUCAGGAAGCGCGAGUCCCACUUCGACUCUUUCGAUGGCAGGGACAAUACGGUUGAAGCAAUUAGGAGAAGAAGCCCAGGAAUCCGGAAAAGAGGUCGGGGAAAAAGAAGCUGCAGCAGGAGCUGAUGAUAGAAAGGAAGAGAGGGAGCAGGGAAGGGAAGAGAAGCAGAGGAUGGGUUGCAAAUUGGGGAAGGAUGGAACAGGGUGCUUGUCGCGGAUAAGGAAUUCGCGUAGACAGGAGAAGAACAAAUCCAGGAAGAUGAAUACAUUCCUCUGCUCCUGUUGAAAGAGUUUCAGUUUGUCCGGUUCUUUUUCUUUUUCUUGGGGAAGAAUGUCAUCUUUUUUAAAUUCAUGGAAUGUUUGGACAUUCAUUAGGAUAGAUCCGGGAAGUCAAGUCUGAGGAAAAUGAUUUUCCAAUUGAGAAUAUUUCUCUAAUGAGUUCUCUCAAUAUUGCGUGUAGUCACCAAGCGUACGAGGUCGGUAUAGAACCAACCGUAGAGGGUCCGGUUGAUGCAGACCAAUCCUCCGAGAUCAGUAUCGAACCAUAGAGGAUCUUGUCUUCUUCCUGUAAAACUAUGCGAAAACAGAAGGCGUUUUCCUUCACAUCUGAUAGGUUUGUGCUUUGGUUCUUUCCCACCAAGAUGGAAAUAAGAUUUGGUUUAACUGCA